AUGUCUCUUCCUACAGAUCUCAAACCUCUUUACGUGGAAUGGCUAGAGAAAGAGGUGGCUAGCGUCUCACUUAAAAGUGAUAAGCUGGCAACCGUUUAUGUGAAGGCGCUUGAGAACUUGCGAUCAUAUGAGCUUCCAAUUGUCCAUCCUAAUGGCCUUCUUGCGGUUAAAGGAAUUGGAAAUAGGAUCAAGAAUAUUUUGAAGGAUUAUUUAGCCAAGUACUGCAAGGAGACCGGCUUCAAUUUUCCUGAAGAUCCUGUUUUACAAACUGAGAACCUCGAGAGUAGGAAAAGGAUCAAAAUACGAACUCAGGGAGGUGAAUCUCCCGAAAGUGGAAGCCCUAAGAAAAAAAGAAGAUAUGUGCCUAAGCGGCGAUCAGGAGCAUAUGCCAUCUUGCUAGGGCUUCUUGAAAGUAAUCCGCCUCGAGUUGGAUCUUCCAAGAACGAGAUAGUGUCGGUAGCUCACAAAUACUGUGACCAUAGCUUCCUGCCGAAUCCAUCCACCAGGGACUUUCAUAGUGGAUGGUCGGCCAUCAAGACUCUUCUCGCUCGUGAGCUAGUUGUGGAAGAAGGUAGGCCUAAACGAUAUUUGCUAACAAAAGAAGGUGAAGAAAUGGCCCACACUUUAAAGCGCACUGAUGGCAUCAUUUUUGAGGAUGAAGAAACAUAUCAAAGGAGGUUCAGGCCAUCAGCUCUAGAAGCGCAACAACAAGACGAAUCGAACGAAGGCGAAGUAACUGCCGAUUACAGUGAGCUUAUAGAAUCCGCAAGGCUUCCGGCUUCAAAAGGUCUUAGUUUAUCACAAGACCCCCAGAAGACCCCAGAACCUUCGACACUUGCUUUCAAAACACACUCCUUGUCUGGCAACCCACUAUUGCUACCACCAGAUGACAUUCCAAACCCGAGAAGCCGGAGUCCGCUGCGAGGAACAAGCGACAACAUUAUAAGGGCUAGAUGGAAUGACAUCAGUUAUGAGCUUUGGGAUCCCGCAACAUAUGAUAUAAUUUUGAUAAUUGACCAUCGUGAAGUCAAAUCAAAAGGUGACCGUGAAUUUUUUGCAAAUCAGUUGAAAGAAAAAGGUGUUGCAGUUGAAGUACGAUCGCUUUCGCUUAGUGACAUGGUUUGGAUUGCAAAACACAAAGUCACCAAAAGAGAAUGCGUUUUGAAUUUUAUGCUUGAAAGGAAAAGGCUAGAUGAUUUCGCCAUGAGUAUAAUGGACAACAGGUUUGUUGAACAAAAAAACAGAUUAAAAAAAACAGGUUGCAAGAACAUAUACUAUUUGGUUGAGGAGACAACAAGCGAUACUGCCAUUCGAAUGGCGGAGGCUAUACGCACCGCAGUCUGGAUCACUGUGAUUUACAAUGAUUUUCAUGUCAAACGUACUAAGAACUCCGAUGAUACAGUUGCGUGGCUACUGAACAUGACGGAGGUAAUCAAAAAUUACUAUGCUCAAAUUUCCAUUCUUGUUCUAAGCCCAAGAGAACUUAAAAAUCAAGAUGACUAUCGCAAUUCCUUGGAUUUAUUUCGUAAACAGUUUGAACGUACUGGGCUGCUUGAGUGUUGUCAAAGGUUUGAUUGCUUCCAAGAAAUAAUGGAAAAGAAGUCUUUGAUGACAGUAAAGGAGUUAUACUUAAGAGCUCUGAUGGUCAACAAAGGUGUUUCCCUGGAAAAGGCUAUCUCCAUUCAGUCUAAGUUCCCUACUCUCAAGAUUUUGCUUGAAGCAUAUCGUAAAUGCAAGUCCGAAGAAUAUGCAAAAAGUUUAAUAGCAGAUGCACUGAAAAAUGAGCCCGGUACAAGAAAAGUGGGCAAGGCAUUGUCUGAAACUUUAUGGAAAACCUUUGGCCGGCUUUGA
Molecule: messenger RNA, 1851 nt
Organism: Lachancea thermotolerans CBS 6340
Lineage: Eukaryota; Fungi; Ascomycota; Saccharomycetes; Saccharomycetales; Saccharomycetaceae
Gene: MUS81
Product: Mus81p
Exons: 1
Coding region: 1-1851 (616 amino acids)
Biological process (GO): DNA catabolic process; resolution of meiotic recombination intermediates; mitotic intra-S DNA damage checkpoint signaling
Cellular component (GO): Holliday junction resolvase complex; nucleus
Molecular function (GO): crossover junction DNA endonuclease activity; DNA binding; 3'-flap endonuclease activity
Source: RefSeq, a predicted model, not a curated record